Molecule: messenger RNA, 611 nt
Organism: Mucor mucedo
Lineage: Eukaryota; Fungi; Mucoromycota; Mucoromycetes; Mucorales; Mucoraceae
Exons: 1
Coding region: 56-283 (75 amino acids)
Source: RefSeq, a predicted model, not a curated record
AGCUCAACUAGGUAUCAUAGAUCUAACAUCAAAUUCAGUACGGAAUAUAUUAAAAAUGUGUACAGCUAAAGAAGAAGAUGAAAACAUCACAUUAUCUUUAAAUGUCAAAGAAACAGAAAUUACCGACAGUGCCAGAAAUCUAAUUGAAGCAAUAAAAGAUGUCAAAGCUUACUCUUGUAAAAAUUUGCUUAAUGCAUUGUGCGCAAAUGGAUAUAAAGAAGACCUUGAUGUUAUCAAUAAUUAUGAUAUUGGAUUGAUAGAAAAUUUGGUUAAGCAUUUGUAAGAUUUUUUUAACACGCCGUUUCACAUUACCCUACUUGUAGUAAUACAACUUUUAGCCUUGAUCUCAUUGAAUCACCAAAAAAGAUCCUUUGAAUACAAUUAUGCUUGAAAGAUCAGCAGCAGUGCAGACAAGCAUCGUUGUCACAAAUCAACUGUUUCUGGCUGCGAAUGAUGUUGUGCAAUCAGGUUGGCUUGAGAGAGAAUACUUUGGCACCAAUAAAACAAAGUGGGAUGGAGUCCUGUUUAAAACAGGUAAUCAUAGAGUAUCCCCUGGCUUUGUUGAGUUCUCUGGUGGAGUGAAUAAUGCUGUUAUAACUUACUAGUCCGAU